Neolamprologus brichardi is the source of this 5518-nucleotide messenger RNA. Lineage: Eukaryota; Metazoa; Chordata; Actinopteri; Cichliformes; Cichlidae. The record is from RefSeq and is a predicted model, not a curated record.
UUUGUGUUGCUAUGUGAGGCUUUGGAGCGCGGUUUGAAGAUACUGAGCGAGGAUCCACAUUCAGCGUCCGCGUGCUGUCGACGUGCUGCGUGGAGCAGGACUCAGCUGCAGAAGGAUUGCCCUGUCUCCAUGGUAACAGGCCUCAGGCAGACCCAGAAAAAUGUUGGGCCAAACCCGUCAAACUUACCUGAUUCUGGACUGCGCCGGAGAGGAUUUUAACAAAUAUUAUAAAACUAUCAAGUCCUAAUAUGAUGCAUUCGAUAUUUCUUUCUGUAUAAAGUGCCUGAAAAUCUUCAUAUAUUUCAGCUUUAUUACAUUUUAGAAAGACUUGCUUUCUCCCAUCCCUGGCAGAAGAGUCUUCUAUUUAAAUAUCUUUCUAAAACCAGGAGGUGAAGGAAAAGUUGCUAUGGUAUUCAAGACAUUAUGUCAGCAACUUUCUCAGUUAAGUGAUCUUAAACUGUGCGGAGGCCGUCCCAGGCUCGUCUGAAGGUCCUAAACCAGGACAAGGAUGCACCAGUUGUUUAGCCAAGUGCUCGGCCAGAGGGAUCUGUCCAGAGCAGGUGAUCUGUUCUCUCUGGAGGACGCAGACAUUGAAGACUGUCUGUCUCAAGCUCUGGACCAGAUUAAGGCAAUCUCCUGCUCACCGGACUAUUUGACCAAUGACAAUGACCAGGCAGUGGUGGAGAUUUGCAUAACACGCAUCACCACGGCCAUAAGGGAGACGGGCUCCAUCGAGCGACACAGCACGGCUCUGGUGGGACUGUGGGAGUCCUGUCUGGAGCAUAAUCUCACCCCGCAAGGUGAAAACACAGAGGACACUCCGCAUGCUAAGAUAGCCUCUGACAUCACCAGCUGUAUCCUGCAGAACUACAGUUGUCCUUCGGUCAUGGUGCUGGCUGUCCCGGUGGCCGUGCGGUUCCUGCAGAGGGGCAACAGAGAGCUGAGCAGGAACAUGUCCAGUUACCUCUCUCUGGCCGCUAUAGCCAAGGCCGAUCUGCUGGCUGAACACACAGAGGCCAUAACAGUCAGCGUGCUGGGAGGUAACCACAUGCUGUUGAGAGUUCUGCCCUCAGUCUACCCCAAACAACCAGACACCAUUCACCACCACCUAGGCAACCUCAGCGCCAUGAUGCCACAGCUGGAAUCCACCGAGCAACAACACCUGAUCAGGCUUAUUCAAAUGGUUGCUGAGCAACAUCCACUUAUGUUGAGCCCUCAGGUUCCAACGUUGGUCGGUUACCUAGGGAACCAGUCUCUCACCGAGGCUCUUUUAGGAGCACUUGUCGAUGUGUCUCAAGCAAGUCCUUCCUCGCUGGUCAGCUUUCUGCCACCGCUCAGGAUCUUGGGACAGCAGUGCCCUGCUUUCCUGGCUCAUGUGGCCAAAACCCACGGUGCUGUAGGCAUUAUCAGUGAGACUCACGCUCACAGCUCGCUGGUCUACCUGGUGGUGGAUGAGGCAUUCCAAUCAGAUGGAGGAGGAGGAGGAGGAGCACCAGAGCAGCAGCUGCAGGUGAAGAUCCAGGCCUUUGAGGAGAAACUGGGAGACACGGUGGAAGACGAGGAGGAGGAGGCAGCAGGGGAGGACUCUCCUGCCCCGCAGCGACGCUACAGCCUAAGCCAAACAGUCAGGGAGGAGAGGCGUGAGAUGAGAUUCAACAGGUCAAAGAGCCUGGCUCUCCACGCCGUGCGUUCUCGGUCCAUCAACUCAGACGAAGGGGAGGAUGGUGAAGGGGUGGAGCUCAGCACAGAUAGCGCCUUUUCCAACACUUUGCCUAAUCAGCAUUCCGAAAACCAUGAAGUCUCACCUGCUGAGAGGAAAUUGACAGAUGGCUCUCUGGUCGGCGUCACUCCGCUAGACAGAGCGGCUAAAGAGGUGGAGAAAAAUCAAAACAGAGAGAAGGAUGGACAGAAAGGAGAGCGGGCGGAGCCUGACAGACUUUUCAUCCAUUUAAGAGACAAUAUGGAGAUGAUCAGAGAGUUCUGUAAAGUAAUGGUGCAGCAGAUCCCCAUCCCAGAGCAGUGUGUGAUAGAAGAUUCCAGUCGAGGUUGUGCGGCCAAGCUUUCGUUCUCCUGUCUUUUGAAGGGUCACUACUGUCUGUACGCCAAAUCCUGCUUCAACCUGACCAGCCGACAGCCGCAUCUAUGGAUUCACAUCAUGUUGUUACAUUUACAGAGUAAGUCCAGCGUACCUCUCAGCACCAGGGACGAGUGUUUCCAAAAACUGGGUUCUCUUUGGGAAAAGACGCAGCUUAAAGGAGCUCACAGCUUUUCUAUGGCCAUGACACAGCAGACUACCCCACACAAGAAGGACCUGGACAACCUUCAGAUCCAGCUAGAAGAGGUGCGCUUCUUCGACUUGUUUGGAUACAGUGAGGAGGAAGGAGGCUGGCUCUGCUUCAUGUGUAACAACCCUGAGAAAGCUACAGUCGUAAACCAGGAGGGACAGCCUUUGAUCGAGGGGAAGCUGAAAGAGAAGCAAGUUCGCUGGAAGUUCAUUAAGCGCUGGAAAACCCGCUACUUCACCUUGGCGGGAAAUCAGCUCCUUUUCCGGAGAGGCAAAUCGAAGGAUGAGCUGGAUGACAUCCCGAUUGAGCUGAGCAAGGUGCAAAGCGUCAAGGUGGUAGCCAAGAAGCGUCGGGACCGGGGUCUGCCGCGCGCCUUCGAGAUCUUCACCGACAGUAAAACGUACGUGCUGAAGGCUCAGGAUGAGAAACACGCUGAAGAGUGGCUGCAGUGCAUCAACGUGGCUGUGGCUCAGGCCAAAGAGAGGGAGAACAGAGAGACCACCACCUACCUGUGAGAGCAGCACCGACCGAGACGGCGGCGGGGACGCGAACGCGCAGCCAAACGUACGCUGACUUCCACAUGUAGGAUAUUUGUUUCUUGUAAGCAUUUACAAGACGGGGGGAUAAAAAAGACCCCAGCAGGUGACUCUGAGAAGAAAAACUAAGCGCACUGCUAGUAACUUGUCAAUAGCACCACCAGCUCUGUCUUCAGUCGUAGUAAUGAUGGAGCGCAAAUAAGAAAAAGGAUUUUUAGACAUUAAACCAGCAAUAAAAGACUAAUGAAGGAUGGUUACGUAUUAAAAACACGACUCCCUGUAUUUACCAUUACGUUAAACCAACCUGCCCCUGUGCCAUGCUUCUCGACGCGUAGGCCGCCAUCAGCGAUAGCAAAUGUUUGUUUUACGUGUUCAGAUGUCACCUGACUUUCCCGCUUUGCUCCUACAAGCAAACGAAGCAGGCAUCAGUGGGAAGUUGGGAUUUCUCCGUUUAAUAACGCAUUUAGAGUCCAGAGUAGUAUUCAACAAUAAAGACUUCAUCAAAGCAAAGACCUCAUAAGGAGUUGUAGCAAUAAUGAGACUGAACAGUUCCUCUGGAAAGCAGGAAGGAUGAAAAACGAGCCUAAUGGACAGCAGAUGGGGAGCACAUUGGAUUCUGGAAUUGUGUGUGUGUGUGUGUGUGUGUGUGUGUGUGUGUGUGUGUGUGUGUGUGAAAGAGAGAGUGAGUGAUCUUAAAGGAAUAGUUCAGCACUUUGGGAUAUAUGCAGUCACCUUCCUGCCAAGAACUGGAAGAGAUGAUUCAGGCUGCUUUCAUGUAGCUGUGUGAGUCAAGUAAAAUGAAGCUAAAACUUAGUGUAAAGACUGGAAUUUGAGUUUGACUAGUCUGGCUAUGACUAACUCCUGGUAAGGGGGUGGCAACCAGGGACAGCAUAUUUCCUCAAAUGUCAAACAGGGCCAAUAAUAGGAUAUGUUUAACUCAUUUUGUGUCAUGUAUCCUGCUGUAUUCUGUUUUUUUCAUCACUAACCGGGUUUUUUUCUAGCUUAAACGGGCCUCUAGGGGGACUGGUUGAGUCUUUUGUUUAAGAGUCUUUUGUUCCUUUACUAAACAGAAGUCUGUUAGUUUUGUUAAACAAGAAUGUAUUUUUUUUUAAAGAAAACCAUGCCAGAAACAGUCCUCCUCACAAACCCGACUUAAAUCUGUGACGCUGUUUUUCUUUUCUGCCCUUGUACCAAAGUGGCUUAUGAGGCAAGUCCCUUAAGACCCCACGCAGGGGUCACUUUCUGUUCUUUUGCAAUCACGGUAACCGAACGGAAGGCGCUAUCUCAGCCUUUUUCAAACGAGAGAGGUCUGCAGCAAUCCACUCCAGUGUUUUACCAGGAGCAGCGUCAGCACAGCUGUUGCCUAAUAGUGGAGUUUGGAUCACAGGUUUCUAAGAAAUCACUGAAGCAAAUGAGUGGUUUCCUUGUGGAUUUAGAAAGGUUGCCAGUUCAGUCACACUGAUUUUUGAUGACUCUGCGAGAGAGAGAGAGAGAGAGAGUGGAGGUGAGCUGGCUUACUUUAGAACAGGCCUGUUCCUCGGGUUUGGGUUUAAAAGCUUGUGUGAUUUUAUUAUUUUAUUUUUGGGGGAAAUGUGUCAUUAGAUUUUUAUUUUUCUUCCUGAAAAUUGAGACGGAUGGAUGAAGAAAGAGUGAAGAUGUGAGUGUUUAAAUUGGCUCUAACUGAUAGUCUGCACCACCUUUCUAUAAUCCAAUUGAACUUUGACAGACAGGUAUUCACUCUCUCUACCCACAGGUGAAUGCUGCCUUAGCACUUUUUGAAGUUAUAUGUAACAUUAAAGCUGCUAAAGGUGGUCUUAAUUUGAACUCGUUUGACAGACGAGCUCUCUCUCGUCGGUCUUUCGGCUAAAACCCUGUCAGCUGUGUAAAUGAAGCCAUAACACAGCCUUUCCCACCAGGUCAGGUUACCCCUGUUUGUACUUUUAGCUGUCCCUGUUACCCCCACCACCACCACACGCACAGCAGAGCUGACCUGCAUCUGCUUACAAAUCAUAUUAUUUACAUCAUGUCUCUCCCUCACAUUUUUAUUCCUUCCUUCCUUAUGACCUACUUAAACACGUGACUUUGGGCCAUAAAGCCAGUGGGGUAUUCCCCCAUGACUGCACUUAAGUUUUUAUAAAAAUGAAUAUUUAUAUUCAUUGGGGUAUGGCAGCAUCUCAAGAAACUGUGGACAGAAAGGAAUUGGAUAUUCUUGGUCCUACUGAUUCUGAUUGCUGACAAUCAGGAUGGAUACAGCCUACCAUCUUGUUUCUGACCACUAUCUUCACAUUUAAUCACUAAUAAUUAUUAAACUCUGGCUUUCACAUCGAUAGUUUGCCUUUUUGUCCCAUCUCCCACCAAUCACCCCCAACCAGUAGCUGCAGAUGCCUGCUCUUCUUUGAGCCUGGUCCUGUUGGGGUGUUCUUCCUGUUAAAAGGGAGUUUUUCCUUCCCAUCGUCACCAAGAGCUUGCUCAACAGGGUUGUCUGAUUGUUGGGGUUUUCUCUCUAUUAUUGUAGGGUUGCUUUAUUACCUUACAGUAUAAAGUGUCUUGAGGCGGCUGUUGUGAUUUGGUGCUAUAUAAAAGUUUUUCCUGACUACAUUUGAGACAAAGUGUUAUGCUAUUAGAUAUCAUUAUUAUAUUCAGCACCUCUGCUGACCUGCUGUAUUGUAAAGGUUUCAUAAAGCUCUUGCUCUUUUU